This is a messenger RNA of Closterium sp. Naga37s-1, 537 nucleotides long. NCBI's taxonomy places the organism in Eukaryota, Viridiplantae, Streptophyta, Zygnematophyceae, Desmidiales, Closteriaceae. The record is from the annotation of a GenBank genome assembly.
AUGUGGGCAAGGACGAGCAAGACGUGGAAGCAGGAAAAGCAGGAUGGUGACCUGGACACAGAGACAGGGGAGGCUGGGACAGCUGAAGAAAUGGCGGCUGCUGCAGUGGCAGCAGCAGCCGUUAGGCAAGAAGAAGCAACAGCAGCGGUGGCGGAGGCACAUCCAGCGGUGUGCCGGCAGUACUCGCUGGCGGAGGUGGCGGCAGCGACGGGUGAGUGGGCGGAGGCGAAUCGCAUUGGCAGCGGCAGCUUCGGGGAUGUGUACAAGGGCGCCAACCCCACCGCUCCCCAUGAGAUCUGGGCCGUCAAACGCGCCAAGAUACUUACGAAUGAUUUCAAGCGCGAGGUGAACGAGAUGGCGACCAAGAAUCACCCGAACCUGGUGCGGCUGCUGGGGUACUGCUUCGACAUGAAUCACACCACGGAGCGCAUCGAGCAGAUUGUCAUCUAUGAGUUCAUGGUCAAUGGCGACCUCGAACGCUGGAUUGGACCCCGUAAGAAACUCCACUCUUUUCCACACUUUACCACUCUAAUCUAG